This is a messenger RNA of Exophiala dermatitidis NIH/UT8656, 2959 nucleotides long. RefSeq lists its product as uncharacterized. The transcript has a single exon. Lineage: Eukaryota; Fungi; Ascomycota; Eurotiomycetes; Chaetothyriales; Herpotrichiellaceae. The record is from RefSeq and is a predicted model, not a curated record. Gene Ontology annotation, biological process: double-strand break repair via nonhomologous end joining. Gene Ontology annotation, cellular component: nucleus; DNA ligase IV complex. Bases 217 to 2448 code for a protein of 743 amino acids. Gene Ontology annotation, molecular function: DNA end binding.
CGUCGCCAUACCAUGGAUUCAAUCCGAUUCCCAUCUAGCAACAAAAACGCUCCCCGCAUCUCCUAUGUGGCUGUCCAGGAGUACCCGGCAGGGCUUGUACAAGUUUCAUAGUCGACUGUGAGGGGCCCGGCGGUCACAUUAUUGCAAGAAGGCAUAUGUGAAAGGGAGAUUCCGUGCCUUUCAGCCUGAGCGGCCCACCACGGGCCCAACUUGAAUAUGCCUGAGACAGGCAGUGAAGGCUGGCAGGAACUGCAACUCCCAUCCAAGCGACAGUGUCCCAAACUAUUCUACUCGUUAUCGACAGAAAACGAAUCCAUCACACUUCUCCUGACCGACCUGAUCGGCAUCUGGGAAUGCAUCCUGGACAGAUAUGACAUCCUAGCAGAAGCGUCACGACAGCACACGAGCAUCGACCCGUCAGCAUCAUCCGACCAAUUCGAGGUGCUCCUGUCCAAAAUCACCAAGAGUCUGAAGGACGGCAACAACGUCCUACUCAGAGCUGACGGCCGCGAUGGCAACAAUCAAGUCUUGCGUCUGAGGACGAGCAUUCAAUUGCCAAAGCCCCUGAGACCUUUGGAAUGGACGUUCAAACUCACUCCGCAACCGGCGUCUGAGCUAGCUGAGAGGAUUCUCCGGCCUAGUCUGCAUGAAGUCGCCGUCUCUCAGGAGAAGAUAGCCUCUCUCCUGCAUAUUAUCAAGGAGAAAGACCAUGUCAUCUCCCGGCUUCUCGACAGAAUUGGCAGUUCGGCCAUUGACCUUAGCCUGAUAUUUCCCGGCAUCACUGGCGUGGCUUCCCGCAGAGCGGGCGGACACAUCUCCGUCGCGGAGGCCAAGAAACAUGUGCCUGGAAUGGCUGCCUUUGACGAGAAAUCGUGGACGAAGCAGUUCGCCAACGACGACGGCUACGAGGGCGCCGACCGAACAGGCCUGAGCAAUCUCGUACGUGGAUGUGAGAAGUGCUUCGUGCAUACCAAGGCUGAACACGAGGACUGGAUCGGGUCCUUGCCACCGGCGGACAGACUGGACGCCCAGAAGAACCGCCAAUACAGUCCUCCCCCCGCGACAAAGAGCACCAGCAAUAAACGCGGUCGAGAUUCUGGGAAUGACGAAUCUACAGAUUCCGAUGAUGAUUUCGAGCGACAACCGACGCCGCCAGCAUUGAGAUCAAAGGCUCCGGAGACAAAGAAGUCCACCAGAGCCGCGAAUGACGACGUUUCCGAGGACGAAGAACCCCCAUCCAAGCGGACCAAGGCGUCAAAAAUCGGAGGUCUCGGUCGACGCAACGCCACCAAAGCCUUUGGAACGUCCAACGCCCGCCAACGCUCCCCAUCGCCACCACCGGCCACUGAACAAACAUCGUCACGACCAGCGAGAAGACGUGCUACAUCUACCUCCUCCACCGGAAGCGCCACGGCAAGUCCCACUGCUUCCGAAGACGAGGACGACAACGACAACGACUCCAAAUCUCAGCCCUCGAAGCACCAAGCCCGUAAAGACGAGUCUGGCACCAAGCGGCAGCUGGGCGGCUUACGAAAGAACAAACCAGCUAGCCCGUCGCCGCCCGCAACUAGGAACACGACACGAGGGCGACAUGCAUCCACGCCUGACCACGAGUCUCCUGAGCCCUCCGGCGAAGGAGCAGACAACCGCCGUGCCACGGGCACAGAAUCAGGCACGGACUCGGACUCUGAUUCCGCACCGGUUGGCAGUAAACGGCGCACUGGCACUCCCAAAAAUCCGAGCGUCAAACCAAAGCCCACAUCCACAUCCACAUCAACACCGCAAGCAAGAUCGACGCCCAAGAGCAAGACCACCACCAAACCCGAUUCUGCCUCCGAUACCGAUUCCACAGCCGAUGACGACCUCGACCUCGACCUCGAUGAUCCUAAACCGCAACCCAACCAGAACAAGAACCCAACCCACGACAAGCAGACCAACCCAGAACCAAAAUCAUCACAGAUCUCCCCUUCAUCCGCCGCGGCGACCACUCCCAGACGUCGUCUCGGCCGAAUCGGCCGCAAUCAGCCAUCACAAUCACAACCAUCCCAACAACCCACCCCGACUCCUCGACGCAAAAGAGGAGAAACCCCCAAUGACGACGACGACCAACGACAGUCUGCGGAUAGGGAUAGAUCAGCUACUAGUUCUCCAUCUCCAUCUCCGGCUGCACCACGUUCAACAUCGAAAUCUAAACCUAUACCUAGCCAAAGAGACACCACCACGACAACGGCCCGUGCAGCCUCACAAUGGGCGAAAUCUCUCUCUUCUAUCGCCGACACUGAAUCCCAGAGCACAAAAGAAAACCUCAAGUCCUCACAACCACCACAACCGCCACCGCCUAAAGCAGAAGAGCAAGAAACCGACGAACAAAAAGCCAACCGGCGUCGAAUGGAACUCAAGCGCGUCCUAGCGGGGGCCAACGGUACCAAGAAGAAGCGACGGUUCUAGGCUGUCUAUCGAUAUCUAUAAUCCAGAACGUGACAGGUAGGUAAUGGUAAUCAGAACUGGCAAUCUACUACCACUGGCGAUCUCGGAACAAUUAGCAUAAAGACGGACUUUUCAUUUAACGCACUGCAUUACACACUGAUCAGCCUCGGCCAAGCCAGAAACCUGAAGCGGUUGUGCAAGCCAGCGAGAUUCUGACAGUAACUUUGACUGAACAUUUCCUUCCUCGGUCUUGUUUGCAACCAUGCCUACAGUUGCCAACAAUUUUCGGACCCAUGCAAAAGAGUCAAGCUCUUCAUAGACACGCUGGUGUUUCCAAUGCCCUGAGGCAGCAAGCUCUUCUUUUCUCAACACAAUGAUUAGACCAAUGGCUGCAAAGUCCCCAUCAAGUUUUGGCACAACCGUCAUGCAUCACAGAGUCAAUCCAUGUCUGCUGCUCGCGGUGAAAUCAUUCCUCCCUUUACAAAUACCGUGCGGCCAGCAGAACCUGGUGCUGCCUGCUCAUGCUGGACUC